AUAUAAUAAUUUAUUUGUAUGCAUUAGAGAGAAGAGAGUGUUUGUUCUUGAUACGUUUCUUUCAUUCUGAGAGGAGAGAAAAGAGUAUCCUAAAACCAAACCCAAACUAACAGAAAAUUUUGCAUUCUCUCUCUCUCUCUCUCUCUCUCUCUCUCUCUCUCUCUCUCACACACACACACACACACCGCACACCACUCCUCACAAAACAAAUCAAAAAACAAAACCCUAUUUUUCUAACUUCCCACUCUCUCCAACAACACUCUCUUUCUCUCUUCUCUUCGUUAUUUUUCAAUCUCUCAUUCCCAAAACACACACUCUCAAAUUCAACAACACUUUGCCUAAAACUCUUGUGCAUUCUUCAUAAUCAUAAAUCUUAAUCAUCAUAAUAAUUUCACAACAUCAUCAUCAUCAUCAUCAUCAUCACUGUUACGUUGUUUAAGAAAACGGUUGCGUUUCCUUAAUCCUUAUUAUCGAUUAAUCCUUAAUCCUUAUCAUCAUCAUCGGCUAGGGUUAUUAUUUUCUGUUUUCUCUUUUUUUUUUCUUUUCAAUUUUCAAUUUCCAAUUCCCAAAUUUCUCUCUCUCUGGAACCCUAGGUUUUGGAAUAGUUUUAUUGCACGUGCGUAUAUACUUCUAGGGUUUCUGUUCUCGAUAAACAUUCUUCGCCCUAUAUAGGGCGAUAGCGAUAAUUUUUUCUUUUUUUUUUUUUGGGGGAUUUUUCAAUCGUGCUUAAUUCUUGGAUGGUUUUGUUUGGUUUGGUUAAUCGAUUGUUUUCGUGAAUAUACCUUUUCUCUUUUGAGAGAGAUUAUGCCGUUCUGAGUUUUCAAGGUUUUGUUUGAAUCCAUCUUUCUAAUUGAAGAUGGAGGUUUAGAGAAGCUUUUCCUUUACGGCAUUGUCUUUUGUUACAAGAUUGGGGUUUGUUAAGGUGCUGAUUUCAGUUCGGCAUUGUUGGAGUCUUGAAUUUGUGAUUAAUUUUUUAGGGUUAGACAGAGGAAAAUGAGAUGAGAAUUGGAUUGAGUAGUUUAGUUUAGUAUUCAGAGUAUAAUAACAGUGCUGUUCUAGGGUUGGGGCUGGUGAAGGUGGUUUUGCUUUAUUUGGUUGAUUCUGAUCAUGUUCAGUGUUCAUUAUGGAAAAAAGUGAACCUGCUUUAGUUCCACAAUGGUUGAGAAGUGCUGGAAGUGUUGCCAGUUCAGCCCCCCAUUUUGCAUCUUCAUCUAAUCACACCGAUUCUCAUUCUGUAUCCCAUCAGACAAGGAAUAGAUCUUCUAAGACAACUAGUGAUUUUGAUAGUCCUCGUUCUGUGUUUCCUGAACGGCCAAAUGCUCGGAGGGCCGCUAUCAAUGGCUCUGCAAAGCAUGCAUAUAGUAGUUUCAACAGAAAUCAUCGUGAUAAGGACCGCGAUAGAGAUAGGGAUAAAGAUAGAUCCAAUUUUUUAGACCACUGGGAUCGUAACUGUUCUGAACCAUUAGCUGACCUCUUCCCUGGAAGGACAGAGAGGGAUACUCUACGGCGUUCUCAUUCAUUGGUCUCCAGGAAGCAGAGUGAGCUUGUGAACCACAGAGGUGUAGAUACAAAAUCUGGUGGCAACUGCAACCAGAGCAACGGCAACGAUAUACUUUCUGGGGGUAGUAUAGUUAGCAGCUUUCAGAAAUCUGUUUUCGAUAAGGAUUUCCCAUCACUUGGAGGAGAUGAAAGGCCAAGGUCAGCUGAAAUAGGAAGAGUUGCAUCUCCUGGUUUGGGUGCUACUGCUAGUCAAUCUCUACCUGUUGGCAGUUCACCUAUGAUUGGUGGAGAGGGAUGGACUUCUGCACUCGCAGAGGUACCUUCUAUGAUGGGAAGCAGUAGUACUGGGUCUCUAACCGUGCAACAAACUGUUACUCCAACCUCUGGGCCUGUACUUUCAAGCACAUCAGCUGGUCUUAACAUGGCUGAAGCUUUGGUGCAGACUCCAUCUCGAUCUCAGUCAAUUCCUCAGGUUUCGGUCAAAACCCAGAGGCUCGAAGAACUUGCUAUUAAGCAGUCAAGACAGUUGAUUCCAGUGACACCAUCAAUGCCUAAGGCUUUGGUUAAUAAUUCUGAAAAAUCAAAGCCAAAGACAACACACAGAAAUGCUGAGAUGAAUAUGGCUGCCAAGAGUGUGCCACAGCAACCCUCUGCAUUGCUAAUUGCUAAUCAUUCUGUUCGCAAUGGAAAUGCCAAAGGUGAUGCUCCGAAGACAUCUGGGAAGUUUACUGAUCUUAAAUCUGUGGUGUGGGAAAAUGGUGGUUCUCCUACGGCGAAAGAAGCUUCAACUCCAACAAAUUAUUCUAACAGCAAACCAGGAAAUCAUCUGGCUGUUGCUUCAGCAGUUGCUUCUGCACCUUUGAGGAAUCCCAAUAACCUUAAAUCCACCACAGAGCGGAAGCCAGCUUCUUUGGACCUGAAAUUAGGUUCCACUGUGGAUAAGAAACAGCUUGCUUCUCAAGUGCAGAGCCGACACGAUUUCUUCAAACUCAUUAAGAGGAAAACUCUUAACUCCUCAGUUCUUCCAGAUUCUAGCCCUGUUGUUUCAUCUGCCACGUCUGACAAAGAAGCUGGUGAAGUGAAUAUGGAAUCAGUUGGAUCCCCUGCAAUCCCUCAAGAUCUUGGAAAUAGUACUGACGUGACUAGCAAUGGAAAUGCCCACGUCGAGGUUCACAGACAUCCCGACAUCAGAUGGAAAGAUUCAACUUCUGACGAGGAAGAAGUUGCAUUUCUUCGUUCUCUCGGCUGGGAGGAGGAUUCUGGUGAGGAUGAAGGCCUUACAGAAGAGGAGAUCAAUGCAUUCUAUCAGGAGUGCGUAAAAUUGGGCACCACCAAAUUAAAGCUAUGCCCGGGAAUUCAGCCAAAGUUGUCCAAAUUUUUUGAAUCUUAUGCGACUAACUUGAAUGGAGCUUCUGCUGGAUCGAGUUCUUCUGACUCUGGAUCUGAAGUUUGAUGUUGGGUUGUAUCAUGGAUAGAUCCAAGUUGCAUUUUUCAAUGCAGAUGGCUAGUAACAUUCUUCUUCUCUUUUGUUUUUUAUAGAAGGCUGGUGAUUUGGGAGGUAAACAAGAGGUUGGGUUUUGUUUGGAACCAUGCAUUUGCAAAUAUUGCAAUAAGGUACAGGUGCCUCAAGCCUGCCUGCUUAACAGGGGAAUUUUUUUUGUUCUGAGGCGGGAUAAAGGUAAUAGCUUGGUUGGGUAGGGUUAGUAGCUUAGGGGUUAUUUUGUCUGCAGGAAGGUGCUGGGCAAUUGCAUCUUUGGGGGUAUUUUCAUAUACGUUUUUCCUUUCAAGAGGGUUUGUUGAUUUUAAAUGAUAAAGUUUAUGACGUUUUUGGUAAAUUUACAACAUAAAAAAAAAAAAUGAAAUUAAAAGCUUACAUCUAA
This is a messenger RNA of Trifolium pratense (red clover), 3380 nucleotides long. RefSeq lists its product as uncharacterized. The record is from RefSeq and is a predicted model, not a curated record. Lineage: Eukaryota; Viridiplantae; Streptophyta; Magnoliopsida; Fabales; Fabaceae. The coding region runs from base 1124 to 2953 and encodes 609 amino acids. The transcript is spliced from 5 exons.